Messenger RNA from Entrophospora candida, 891 nucleotides. The record is from the annotation of a GenBank genome assembly. NCBI's taxonomy places the organism in Eukaryota, Fungi, Glomeromycota, Glomeromycetes, Entrophosporales, Entrophosporaceae.
AUGUCUCCAAGUCAUAAUAAUUUAAAAAGUCCAAUCAUGAAUUCAUACAUUGUACAUGUAGGCGAACAAACCUUUUGUCUUUAUCGUUCAUCGAUUACUUUUGAUUCCCCUAAUUUUUUCACUCAGGCUUUUCUUGGAGAAGAUUUUAUUAAUAAUGUGGAAGAGCAACAAAAGUCGAGUAAUUUAAAUAAUGAGGUUAUUCUUGAUAGAGAUCCUAAAUUAUUUGAAAUUAUUUUGAGAUAUCUUAGAGGUUAUAAUAUAUUUCCACUUUCCUCUGUUAAUCUACCACCAGGAAUCUCACUUGAUUUAUUUCGUGAAAAUUUAUUAGAAGAUGCAAGAUUUUAUGGGUUAGAAAAACUUGCUCAAUUAUUACAAGCAGAAACACCUUCGCCACUACGUUAUAAAGAUCCAUUCACCUCAGCCGAUAAAAUUCUUUUGUCAUUGCGUGAUGUACCGAUUCAUAAAGAUUUUAUUAAAUCAAAACUGGAGGAUGGUAAUAACAAUUUGGCUGUUGAAUUUUUUACUGGUGCUGUGCUAACUAUUGAAUUGGAUGCUUCAGAUAGUAGUUUGUGUUUUAGAACAAAAUUCCUAAAUGAACAAGAUGAAAAAGCUUUAAAAACUUUGGGUGAAAUUUAUGGUAAAGAUUCAGCAAUUGAGUUGUCACGGCAUUUGAGUACAAAUUGGAAUAUGAGUGAUACAUUGAAUAGGAUACGAUUGGAAAUCGAUGGUGUGCAAGUUACUGGUGUAGAUUUAGCAUCUCUGAUUGGAACUCAUAAUUCUAGAAUGAAGGCUCUAGAAGAUAUGUUUAGAUCUUCUGGCGGUGAACAUUUAAUGAUUUAUGCUCAAGAAUUUCAUAAUACUGAAUCAAUUGAAGAAGAUAAUGUUGGAGAA